AUGUUCCGACGUGUGGAAGCCUCAGAAAGGAGUUCUUCGUACCUGAGCUCCCUCAAGCUCCCGCAUCAAGACGCGUACGACCAGCUAGCGGACUCCUGCGAAGAAGACGGUCACUCCAACAACCAAGGCGCCUUGAGGGACGAAGGAGCCCCCAGUCUGCUGUCUGGCGAGUCCUGCGGCCUCCUAACUCAGUACGCAGCGGUGGGGCUCAUGAUGGGGGCUCUACCAAGCGCCACCACGCCGUUCCUCGGCUACUACCUCAACAUGGAAGGCCAAGCCACGACGUCAGCGCGCGCGUUGCUCGCCAUCCCGUGGUCCGUCAAGGUUUUCAUCGGCAUUACGUCGGACUGCUUCCCUAUCUGCGGGUUCCGUCGUCGACCGUUCAUGAUCCUGGGCUGGAGUCUGUGCACGAUUUGCCUGGUGGCUAUGGCGAUGCUGCCGCUGGACAGACCGUACUUCCCUGAAGCAUCGUGGAGAACGCUCGAGCCCAGUCAGUACACGGCCCACGAGAUCGCCGCCAUCAACUACAACGCGCCAGACACUGGAGGCAAGUACGUCGUGCUCAUGAUGCUGGCGACGCUUGGAUACGUCAUCGCUGACGUUGCAGCCGACGGCGUCGUCGUUGAAUACGCUCAACGAGAGCCUAUCGCCAUCCGAGGACGCACGCAGACUGCGAUCUACACGGUUCGCAGCAUCUUCAGCAUCUUCGGCAGCCUUUUGAUCGGAUUCGGGCUGAGUUCGCCUCCUUACGGUGGGGAUUUCGACUUCGGUAUUAGCUUCCCAGUCUGUGCGAUCGUGCUGGCCGUCUUCUGUGUUCCAGUGAUCCCCAUGACCUGGUACUUCGUCUCGGAGCAGCGAGUAAUGGCGCCGAACCCAAAGGAGUACAUGAACGUCAUGUGGGAGACAAUGCAGAGCCGCGCGGUCUACCAGGUCAUCGCCUACAGUUUCUUCUCGGGCGUCUUCGGCGGCAUCAGCUACGUGGCGUCGGAUCCGGUCACGAUGUAUUGGGCGCGGGCUACGAGCUUCAACAUCUCCGUCUCGCAGAUCAUUGGAUCGGGAGUGACGGCUCUCACGCUGGCGCUGAUGGGACGUUAUGGUCUGGACUGGGACUGGAGGCGGGUCAUUGUCGUCACCACAAUUGCAGUAGUUGCGCUGGAUUCGGUGUGCACCAUGCUCACCACGUGGGCGGUUGUACGCAACCAGUGGUUCUGGCUCGGCCUGCCUGUCGUGGAGACCGUCCCAGCGAGCGUCAACUUCAUCGUCUCGAGCUUUGUGGUCGUGGAGCUGGCCGACAAGGGCAACGAAGCUGCUAUCUACGGACUGCUGACGACGGUGGGCAACCUCAGCAACCCCUUCUCGGCCACUCUGACCAAGGCCAUCAACGAGCCCUUUGCCGUGAGCAACCGAGACAUCAUGAACGACUCGCACACCACACGCCGCGACGUCACAAUCACCGUCCUCAUUUCGUACACGUGCAAGCUCCUCUCGCUGGUGUUUCUCGUGUGGCUGCCCCGACAGAAGGCUCAGACGCAAGAGCUGAAGGCUAGUAGCCAACGUAGCAAGGUGCUAGGCGCGGUUACGAUCUCGUACUGCCUGUUCGCGCUGGCGUGGUCGCUGCUCAUUAACUUGCUCAGUAUGUUUGCGAGCACGAGGUGCUUGAAGAUCGUAGGCGGCUGCUGA
Molecule: messenger RNA, 1680 nt
Organism: Phytophthora sojae
Lineage: Eukaryota; Oomycota; Peronosporomycetes; Peronosporales; Peronosporaceae
Exons: 1
Coding region: 1-1680 (559 amino acids)
Source: RefSeq, a predicted model, not a curated record